Eucalyptus grandis is the source of this 1277-nucleotide messenger RNA. RefSeq names its product disease resistance protein RPV1-like. The record is from RefSeq and is a predicted model, not a curated record. The transcript has 5 exons. Bases 325 to 1119 code for a protein of 264 amino acids. Gene Ontology annotation, biological process: signal transduction. Lineage: Eukaryota; Viridiplantae; Streptophyta; Magnoliopsida; Myrtales; Myrtaceae.
CUCCGACUUCUUCACUGCCGGCCUGCUUCAUUAUCGGCUUUCAACCAAUCAUGUCAUAUUUUCAGAUGAGCAACACUAAACAAAGUUCCUCUCGACAUAGGCGGCGGCCGAGGACGCUACCGAUGGGGAAAGCAUGCGAGGCAACAUUCGCAACGCAAGUUCUGACAUCACCGGUCCCUUUGCCUUCUCACAUCUCCGAGGGGCCGCCAUCUUCUCCGUCGAGCACAAGGCCCGGCCACCAUCUCUUUUCGCAGGAUUGAAGUGGAGGAAUCUGCAUAUCCAGAACUUUGGGUAUGGCAUCAGCAGCUCUUAAAUCACCUUACCAUGUUAAGCUUAGGAAACCCAGAUUUCGUUGUGCUUUUCGGUCUUUGGCAAGUACAAGUUUUUCCUACUGAAAGAAAUGCAACAAUAACUCUUCGUAGCACUGUGUCGAGAUUUGACAUCUCUGAGGCACUUCCUAGAUUGAGGAAAGAAGGCAAGGUGGUUGUUCCACAAUCAUCUUCCACUACUGCUUUAUUCUCGGGAUAUAAACAAAUUCUGAAGUUUGCAACUGAGAAGUUCAAAUCCAUCAUUGGGAUUCAUGGUCAGCAUCCUCCUGGGAUUUUUAACGCAAUCAUUAGUUACAAACGGGAUGACACGCGUGACUUUGUGAGCCAUCUCAAGGGUGCUCUUGAGCGGAGGGGGAUAAGAACAUUUGUUGAUUAUAUACUGGAUGAAGGACAAGAGAUCCUGCCAGCGAUUGAAGAAGUGAUCAAGCAGUCAAAUAUUGCCAUUGUGGUUGUCUCUCAGAAUUUCCAUACCUCACCAUGGUGCCUUAAUGAGCUGGUGAAGAUCCUCAAAUGCCAAAAAAAGCGGGGUCUGAUCGUAUUUCCCAUUUUCUGUGGCAUCGAUGCAAGGGAGCUGCGGGAGCAGUUCAGUCCUUUUGUGGAGAAUAUUGGCCAAGGCGAAGAGGGUUUUAAGCAGGAGAAGCCAUGCCAGGUCCGGAGGUGGAAAAAAGCUUUGCGAGCACUGGGCAUGAUCAAUGGCUUUCCUGUUAGUGCCUGUUCGGAUAAAACUGAAGCUGAAUUGGUCGAGGACCUUGCGGACAAAAUCUCAGCCAAGCUGACCCGGUGGGUGUGAACGUUGCUUCCCAUCCAGCGGGGUUAGUUUCAAUCUCAAGUUGAAGAUCCUAAACGUAUAUGGAGGGGGGAAGGUUUUGCAGGAAGGUCUGUAAUGUAGUGUCGUUACAUUAUAGCAUUUAGGUUACUUUGGUUGUCUGGUGAUUUAUACAUUAAAAU